CUCUUUCCUAUUUUUCCACAUCCUCCUUGUAGCGUGGGGCCCAAAACUGGACACACUACUCCAGAUGAGGCCUCACCAAUGUCGAAUAGAAGGGACUGAUUCAAAUGAUUCAAAGUAAAUUAACAUAGGUUAGUAUGGUUGGUUAUGAAUUAAAAACAAACCUUUAGGCUCACGGUCUUCUAAGGAAUAGUGACCUCAUUUGAAAUAUACACUAGAUAAUAGCCAUACAUAAAUAUUUUUAUUAGCUUUUAAAAGAAUUUAUGACAAAUCAAAAUAUUAUUUCCUAAAACUAAAGUCAUGAAUGGAGAAAAAUUACUUGUAUCUUUUGUUGGAUUCACAUGCCACCAAACUGUUUUUAAAUACCCAGUAAUCUCUCAGACUCUGUGUAGACUAGAAAAAAAGAUGCAUCUUAAAAUCAGAUUAACUAAAAGAUUGAAACAUCACUUAACGCUUGUAGUAGACACAAAUUUAACACCUUUAAAAUCAUGUUAGUGGGUUCUUGGGGUAAGCCCAGUUUAUAACUUGAUUGACCAAUAUGGUUUAAAAAGUGUUAGUACUUAGAUACAGGUUUAAGUGAUGUUUCAUUCAUUUUAGCUAAUUCUGUUUUAGCAUACACUAUUUUUUUAAUUUAAAAAGACCUUCAAAUACCCCAGCGUAGAUGUUAAAUAUUUCUAAUCUAAUUUAUUGACUGUCUGAAACCUUCAUGUUGUUGGACAUAAUUUUGAACAGCAUGCACCUGCCAAAACUUGCUUACCAUAACCUUUAAAGUUCAGUCCAAGAUUUGGUCUGAAGUUCGUUGACUAGUGCUCAUUUGGAAUCAUAUUCUUGGAAACAUGAGGUAAAGCCCCUCCAAUUUCAAUCAACCAAAACCACAGUGAUCAUAUGAAUAUGGGUACGGAAUGUGUCAAUAUCCAAAGGAACACAUUAAAUCCAGGAAAGGCAAUCUUGUUUAGCUUUGGUGUUUCCUUGAGAUAAAGUGGGUGAUGAUAGCAUGAUGGGAACACUGAAAAUAUUAAAGUAACAUUAGUGCAAUGACUGCUACGUAUUUUGAAUUAGAAAGAGUAAACACUGCAGGCCUGAUUCUCAACAUAUGCCAGUGUAAAUCAGAAGUAAAAUCCACUGAAGUCAAGCCCCCAAAUUCAUAGGAAGGACACUCCUGUUUUUCUAUUUAGUGAAACUCCAUUUAAGUGUUGUCAAACACGUCAAAGUUACAUUUUGUCCUAGGCCAGGGCUUGCUACUUCAUGUCCAUUCCUGACUCUGUCAAUCAUUAUCCAACCAGUGUUUGGGGUGGAGCUGAAAUGCAGUAAAAAUAAGAGGUGAGAACGGGAAGUGUUCUAGUAUUUAUACCAGUACCAGAAAUGAUUCAGAUAAACCAGUCUUUCAUUUUGCAAUAUUUCUUUCUUACUUCAGGAUCCUAAACAGAUUCCUCUUUUCCUGCCCCACCCCCUCACCCAGUUCAUAUAAAACUCACUCUGCCUUUAGCAACACCUUGCUAGGCUGUUGUCUGUUAGUGCAUGAGUGUCUGCCUUCUCUCUAGGAGAAUGGACACUUACAUCUCUACAGCUGACCCUUCUGUCUUGCUCUGCUUGGGUGUGACUGCAGCAUUUGGAAUAAUCACGUUUUACAAAGUCAAGAAGAACCAGGUGGAGAAAAAGUGUAUAUUUGCCCGUGAUCUCCUCGUGCUACUUUUAUUGGAAAUACUCUGUUUUGUCACGCUGAAAAGUUAUGUAGGCUUAAUCCUGUUCUCUAUGGCAUGUCUCAUCUGUUACAUUUACUUACCAGUUCAAACAAUGUUACUUGUGGACAACAAAGCUGUAUUGAUCACAGGAAGUGAUUCCGGAAUUGGACAUGCAUUGGCAAAGUACUUUGACAAUUUAGGAUUUGUUGUAUUUGCUGGUGUCUUGAAUAGCGAAGGACCUGGGGCUGAAGAAUUAAAAAGAAGCUGUUCCCAGAGACUUUGUGUCCUGCAGCUGGAUAUAACCAGUUCUUCACAAAUUAAGGAAGCCUAUCUUAACAUUUCAGAGAUGGUGCAAAAUACAGGGUUAUGGGGUGUUGUUAACAAUGCUGGAAUCCUGGGGUUUACUGCAGAUGGUGAGCUGCUGCCCAUGAGUGUUUACAAGCAGUGUAUGGAUGUGAAUUUCUUUGGGCAUGUAGAGGUGACCAAAAUGUUUUUACCGUUACUUCGGAAAUCCAAAGGAAGGCUAAUUAAUAUCUCAAGUAUGGCAGGAGGCAUUCCGAUGCCAAGAUUUGCCGCAUAUGGUGCAUCAAAAGCCGCUCUGUCCAUGUUUUCCGGAGUAAUGAGGCAGGAGCUUGCCAAAUGGGGAAUUAAAGUUGCUGCAGUUCAUCCAGCAGGCUUCAGAACAUGCAUACAAGGUACAUCUGAGCUGUGGGCUAAGCAAGAAAAGCAUCUUCUGGAGAAUCUCACACCAGAUGUGAAGAAAGAUUAUGGUGAAGACUACAUUCAAGCACUGAAAAAUUUCCUCCUGCACAUGCCAGUUCAUUGUGCCUCUGACCUCUCUCCAGUAUUAGAUGAUGUUCUCCAUGCUUUACUGGCAAAGAGUCCACAUGGUUUAUACACUCCAGGCAAAAGGGCUUACCUAGGUCUAUGUACCUUUUGCUAUUUUCCUCUCUGGUUUUAUGAUUUUUUCAUGGGUAAGAUGCAAAGUACCAAGAGUGUACCCAGCGCGUUAAAGGCAUCAGAGGCCAAAAACAAGAACACGUAGGCAGAGUAUGGAAUUCCGUCAGUAUUUUAAAUUACACUGUGAGAACAGGGCAAGGUUUUGUGUGAAGACAGCGUUUGCUACAUUGUAAUUUAUUGGGGCCCUUUGCUCGUCAAGUUGCAUUCCAGCUGCUGGGCAACUGGGUUAAUCUUCAAGCGUUGUAUAUUUUAGGCCUUGUCUACAUUACGGGGGUGGUGAUGGUGGUGGUGGGGAGAUUGAUCUAAAUUAUGCAACUUCAGCUCCAUGAAUAACUUAGAUCUACUUACCGCAGGGUCCACACUAUGCUAUGUUGACUGGAGACUCUCUCCUGUCAACUCCCCUUGUGCUUUUCAUUCAGGUGGAACAUAGGAGUCGACAGGAGCAUGAUCGGUGGUCAAUUUACCUGCUAAAUUGACUGCCAAUGCAUUGAUCGCCACACGUCGAACCCCCAGUAAGUGUACACAAGCUCUUAGUGUUCAUGAAAGGUGGAGGAAGGGCAGCACAAGCAGGAACAGUGAUGGCUUCCCUUCACAGUGUCCCCUACCCCACAUUGUGCCCUUCUCUUUGGGAAGUAAGUGGUUAGUUUAGGCUCCAUGCCCUGUCCGUCCAUCUUUUUGCUGAGUUUGCUUCAUCCGCCCAGUGAAUGCCAAACAUUAUGAAGCUCAUUAUGAAAUCACACAUUGUAUGACACAGGCCUCCGUGCCUACAGGGGCAUAAGAUCCCACCCCACAUUGCUGCAUUAGCACUCUCUAAACAUGGCUUCAGGACCUGUAAGGAAGGUAGGGGACUGCAUCCCUGGUACUCCCUGUGUUGGGGUUAUAGACCCCAUGCUGAUGAGGACAGGGCCAGAUCCUGGGUGCCAAGCCUAGCCCCCUCCCCUCAGCCCUGCCAACAGUGUAUGGUAGGGAGGACGCCUUUAAAAGGGAGGAAACUAAACUGCAGACAGAUGGGCGAGGAGCAUGAUUGCCAUAAGCAGAAGGCUGCUGGAGUGACUCCUCGAGCCACAGCCAAGCGAUCUUCACCCCAGCCCUACAGAGUGUGCAGUGAACUCACAAUCUAAGCCCGCUCAUCGGCCCUGCCAGAGAGAUCUCUCAAAACUCCUAGGCAGGUGGUAUUGCUGGCACUACUGUGGGCUCCCCCCCACCCAACACCUUUGGGAGACCCUGGGAAGGGGAUAACCUCCAAUGCAUCGGGGGAUUUGACUUUCCUUUUGAUUCCCCCAUCCAGAGAGACUUAACUGCCUGCAAAGGGCAGGUCCCCUUGUCAGUAGUAAGGAAGUGGGGUCUGUGCUGGAGCCACCUGGGUGUGGUCAGGUUCUCCCACCAUCUGGGAGAAAAGCCUCAGGGGUCUCCCUUCCCUCUCUGGUAGGUGCGUGCGGGGCAGAGGUUAGAGAGGGUCAGGCAUCACAUUAUCUCUGCUUCCCAUCAGCCCAACUAACACAGGAGAGUGGGGGCAAAGGCAGAUGAUGUGGCAGAAGCAUGCUGCACCCAGUAAAGGGGUAGGGGCAGAGGGCAUUCCUUACCCAGGUCUGACUCUUAAAGUCUCAAGCUAGCCCAUAAUGUUUAAAGCCAUAUUGUCAUGAGCCUCACUUUGGAAAUGAAAGUAGCAAUAGAUCAGGCUGGUCCUCUCUCUUUCUGAUUAUGAAUGCUCUCUCCUGUUGGGGUGUGGAUACAUGCAUGUCCUACUUUCAGUAGAAUUGGCCUGGUUUCUAACAAAUAAAUUGACUUUGCCAAAA
This is a messenger RNA of Dermochelys coriacea (leatherback sea turtle), 4435 nucleotides long. RefSeq names its product hydroxysteroid 17-beta dehydrogenase 2 (gene HSD17B2). Gene Ontology annotation, molecular function: oxidoreductase activity. Bases 1516 to 2724 code for a protein of 402 amino acids. The record is from RefSeq and is a predicted model, not a curated record. Lineage: Eukaryota; Metazoa; Chordata; Testudines; Dermochelyidae. The transcript is spliced from 5 exons.